AUGGAGAUAGCAAAUGUGCAUUCUGAAGAAGGUAAAAGGAUGAGCCCGAGAAGGAGGAGCUCGACCCCAAGAGAAAAUGAGAAAGCCGAUAAUAAAAAGAAAGACUCCCGAGGAAGAAUCCUGGAUGAUAGAGACCGGGUUGGAAGGUAUGAGAAAUACACACCGCUAAAUGCCUCACGCUCUCAAAUUUGGAGGGAGGUGGUAAUGAUGGAGAUGAAAAAAGUAGAUAGACCCCGACCCAUAUUUGAUAGAGGAGGUUUGGAUAAGUUCAAAUACUGCACCUUCCAUGAUGGACCAAGGCAUAACAUUGAUCAGUGCUGGGAUCUCAGAGAUGAUGUGGAGAAAUUAGUCAGAGAAGGGAAACUAUACCAAUACGUUAUUAAGUGUCAGGGUUCCAGAAACAAUAAGAGAAAAUCUGGAAACCGGAAGAGAAGCAAGAGUCUGGUGACUGAAAAGAAAAGGAAAGAAGAUAGGAACCAGAAAGAUGAUUCUAAUAAUGACGAAUUCCCAGAAGCUGAGUUUGAUUGCAACGUGAUCAGUGGAGCUCUUGGUGGAGGGGGAGAUACAGUUAAAAAGAUCUUCGUAGAUGCAGGAAGCAGUGCCGACAUUAUAUUGUGGGACACCUUCAAAAAGAUGAACCUGGAUGAAGAAGACCUCAAACCCUGCAAGACAACCUUGAUAGCCUUUAAUGGAAAAAAUACACCUCCCAAAGGCUAUAUAGAUCUCAGGUUAACCCUGGGAACCAAAGAGGCGUUCAAAUCAGAACGGGUGAGAUUCAUAGUGGCUGACUUUCCAUCUGAGUACAAUGUUAUCCUGGGGAGACCAACUUUACAUAAGUGGGACAUGCUAGUCUCCACAAAGCAUCAAAAGAUUAAGAUGGUGUGCAGCAAGAAUGAAAUCAUUACCAUCCAUGGAGAUCAAAAAGAAUCCAGAGAAUGCUACUUUGAAACAGUCAAAGGAAAAGAAGGCGGACACUUGAGUCCAUCCCGGAUUCGAUAG
This is a messenger RNA of Gastrolobium bilobum, 999 nucleotides long. RefSeq lists its product as uncharacterized. The transcript has 2 exons. The record is from RefSeq and is a predicted model, not a curated record. Lineage: Eukaryota; Viridiplantae; Streptophyta; Magnoliopsida; Fabales; Fabaceae. Bases 1 to 999 code for a protein of 332 amino acids.